AUGGCUAAACCAUUUUCUGAUUCUGUCAAGUACAAAUCUCAGAAGACUGAAGAUAAUCAUGAAAUUUCCGUUCAGUCAUUGAAAUUCGCUGAUAAAAGAGUUCUAUUUGUCAAGUUUGAUGGUGAAGUCGAUAUUACAUACGAUGUCCAAGCACCAGAUUCAAAAUCAUUAUACGAUAUAUUAUCAAGCUCAACCAUAUCCAAUGACUUCACUUGUGAUAAGACAUGUCUCAUGGGCGAUGGGUCCAAUAUUAAAGUUGCUGUUAUAAUAAAUCAUAUUGCUAAAUUACUUUAUUCGACAAGCGAAAGAACAGGAUUAAUAAUUUCUAUUAGUUCUAAAUUAUUCAAAAAUCAACAAACCUCAAAUUCUAAAGAUUUCGAUAUAUUAAUACAAAUACUAUCAUUGAUCAAAGAAGUCAUAAAUUAA
This is a messenger RNA of Hansenula ciferrii, 426 nucleotides long. It is a transcript of the gene IRC25, whose product is annotated as Irc25p. Lineage: Eukaryota; Fungi; Ascomycota; Saccharomycetes; Phaffomycetales; Wickerhamomycetaceae. The transcript has a single exon. The record is from RefSeq and is a predicted model, not a curated record. Bases 1 to 426 code for a protein of 141 amino acids.